GAAUAAAAUUGUCACGGUUCUGGGUCCGUUGGACCCAGUAUUUUGAGGUUAUUGUGUUUUGAUUUAAGUUUGCAUCAGGGAUUGUGUUCUUGUUCUCUUGUCGGGUUAUGGUAAUGUUUAUGGUGAUGAUUAUGAUUUCUAUUAUUAGAGUUCCAUGUUUCUGUUUAUCUGGGUUUAAGAUGCAGGUUUAGUUUCAUAUGUUAUUUCCUGUCUGUCUCUCGGUGUCGAGCCUGCGUGUGAUGUUUUAUUGUGAAGGUCUGUGUCAUAUGUGAGUGUGCUCAGUUUACGUUUCCCCUGUUCCGUCAGCUCAGAUUCCUCCCAGCUGUGUUGCCCUCCUGUGUCUCAUCCCCUGAUUACUGGUGUGUGUAUUUAAGCCCUGUGUGUUCUCCUGCCUGUUGCCGGUUCGUCUGCAUAACUCCGUGUCAGUCUGUUACCCUGUUCCUUAGUUUGCGUCUCUGCUCUCCGUUUUGUGGACUUCAGGUUUGCUCUUUAGUUUCUCCCAGUUUAGGUUUAUCAUUACUCAUGCUUCAUUUCCUGUUUUUUCCACUGCCACCGUGUUAAUAAACUUCACUCAUAUCGUCAGUUUGCUGCAUUUUGGGUCCUCCUUUUCCUCCACUCCACACGGCUCACUCCGCCAGCCGUGACAAAAAUACUAUAUAAAGUAGAAUAAAUAGAAUAAAAUAUACAAUAGGAUAAAAAUUUAUACUUACAAGUUUAUACUUUUUAGCACCUAAUGGAUAAAAUGUUCAUGUUACAUUAUUAAGUAUUACAGUUACAUUACAGAAAAAAAUACUUGGAUAAUAUAUGUUUUGUUUGUGAAUGUACUACUGAAGUAUUUUUGGACAGUGAAUUUAAAUAGGUGUAAAAUUGAGGUUUGGCGUUGCGUGAGCCAGUAAAUUUCUUCUUUAAGGCCUGCCUUUCCAUUCAGUUUAAUUUGAGUAAACAAGUUUUGAAGGACCAUUACAUUUUUAUCACUUAUUUUUGUUUUUAUCAGUCAAGCAUAUAGACUUUCCAUCUUUUCCAAUGCUUCUGUCCAGAAUUUAAUGGCUACAAAAGAACAUUUUUAACCUUCCAACUUUUCACAGCAUGCGAUUCCAUUCAACAGGUUAUUUUCUGAAGAAAAGGACGGAUAUUUCUUUUACAGCAACUCCACCACACACAAAGUUAGAUAAAGAUGGAGAGUUUCGAUGUGGUGAUGUGGAUGGACAUUACUGUCUGCCUUUUUUUGACUAUAUUGCUCAUCCUUUGGCUUUGUUUUGUGGUACGAAGGCAGCAGGUUCUGGUCACCUACUACACAAAUCUCUUAUUCUCCAAUCUAAUCCAGUUCAGUGUAAUGAUCUUCUGGAAGUCAAACAAAGACCAUGAAUAUUACACCACUGAAAUUAUUUUUAUCGGUAUUUACCUCUUUGGUUUGAUGGCUAAUCUUGAGUUCAAGAUGUGCAUUGCUGCUGAAAGGUGUUUCCUCAUCACCUGCCCACAGAUGAACUGUAUCAGACAAACUAAAGGUUCUUUGCUGGUCUCUGUUCUGGUCUGGAUCCUUUGUGUUAUCACUGCACCUCUUUGCAUAGUUUUGAACCAGCAAUUUCUCAUCACUAUUUUGGUCUUCAACCUCUCACCUAUGUUUAUCCUCAGUUUUGCUUGGACCCUCAGAGCUCUUCCUUCUGCCACCUCAGUGCCCACAGACGAAAAACGAAGAGUUUUAGGAACUUUAGUUGUGUUGCUGCUUAACCACUUUCUCAUGAUCUUUCCCAUGGCCGUUUGUUAUACUUCAACAUUUAGAUAUCGCAUGGGCUUUCCUGAUGGUGCAUUCAUCUUAUUUCUGCUCAGUCCUUUUAUGGACUUGGUUCUGUUUGUUUUCAUGCGUAAAGGGCCCAUUGAUAGAUUGCUGGCAGGUCUGUGUUUCUGCGGUAUGGACAACAUUGCAGGAGAUCUCAGUGUGACACCAACAGUGACAACACCAGUGUGAUAAUCUGACUGACAUAAAAGGAGAGAAACGUGCAGGAAACAGUGGGAGAGAUUAGAAAUGAUGAAGAAACAAACAAAAACCAUCCUUUAAUAAUCCAUGAAAUGAAAUUCAGGUCUAGGUUUUAGUGGCGGUGCUCUCAGUAGAAGCUCUGCUCUUGUUAAUAGUGUUUGAUACUUCAUAUCCACAUUGAUUUUUAUCUGCAAAUAAUAUGGUAUUUUUAUAUUCAAUAUGCAUUAUGUGAUGUCCCUUUGUAAAUUUGGCCCUUUUUUAUUAAACAAUUCCUUGCCUUAAAGGUCACAUGUUUAUUUUCUGGACAGUUUCCGUUUUCCUUUAUGAUAUUUGUAUGAUUUGGUUGUGGAUGCAUAAUGCUUAUAUCACAAAAACUUUUAAAAUGUUAUGUUUUAUAUUCAUUGUAAACUUAACCUGGAGGUUAAGAAAAGUCAGUUUUUCAUUUAGCCUAUUGUUUGCUGGGUUCUUUUAAAAUCAUUUCCAGUCCUGUCCUCUUAACCUCAGAGGCCAGUGUUUUAUCGAGCUCUGUUUUAGCCUUGCAGCUAUACAAAUAAAGUGUAUUAGGCCUUUCUUAAGCCUUUCUUAAGGUGUUUGUGGCUGGGACAAUUUCUCUGGAAAUGUGAGACAAGGCUGAGCAGCAGAAGACACCUUAUAGUGUCUUCCUAAAAAUGUGAAAUUAGAAUACUACCCACAACAAGGAGUAUAUACCAGUGGUCCCCAACCAUUUUUGCACCACGGACCGGUUUAUGUCCAACAGUAUUAUCACGGACCGCCCUAUAAGGUUAAAAUACAACAAAUACAACAAAAUAAAACCA
Messenger RNA from Haplochromis burtoni (Burton's mouthbrooder), 2790 nucleotides. RefSeq lists its product as uncharacterized. NCBI's taxonomy places the organism in Eukaryota, Metazoa, Chordata, Actinopteri, Cichliformes, Cichlidae. The record is from RefSeq and is a predicted model, not a curated record. The transcript is spliced from 3 exons. Bases 1175 to 1966 code for a protein of 263 amino acids.